AUGGCGUCGCAGCAGAUUCUUUUCGCCGAGACGAUAGCCGGCAUGAAAAAAGCUUUCAAAAGAAAAGCUUACGAGUCUGAUUCCGACUCCGAGAUCAUGUGCUUUACAAAUAGAGGCCACAAACUCCAGAAGCGAGCGCGAUUCGCACGCAAGGGGCAGUUGGCGCCGACGACUGGCCCGAGCGCGUAUAAACAGACUGUGGACUAUGCUGGCAUGCAACGGAACGUCUUGCAUCGCAAUCCACCACUUGUGGACGACGAGGGCUACGAGAUCUUGAGCGACGAUGACGACCAACGAGUGGGAGACGCUGAACUGGCUGCCGCUGAGCUGAACCCAUAUUCCAACAUCCGCCUCGAAAAUAUACUUGCCCCUCUGACCGCCUCGACGGAUUUACCGAGCCACCCGACCCUCUCGAAACCUUUUACUUCCAAAACCCUGACGGAGCUUAUUGCCCAAAGCUGUAGCAUCAUGCACAAAGAGAACCGCUCAUUGUGGCAAGUAAGAUAUCUGUGGACAUCGCUUUGUGGUGAUGGCAUAUGGAUGCCGUGCGAAACCAUGAUAGGGCCCAACGACCUCGAUCUGUAUUCAGAACACCACGUAGCCCGCUUCGCACCUGACGCGCCUCAAAAUGGCCACGCAACACCAACACCCAUGGUCAACGGCAACUCACGGCCGCCACCUGCCAAAGACUCGACGGCGGAACCGCGAGGGCUGAAACGCGGCACCACGACCGAUGCGAGCGCCGCUGCGGUGGACGCGUCGGGACCGAAAGACGACGACGGCGACGACGGCCAUGUCGAACAAGAAAUGGCAAGCAAGAAAUGGAAACAAACGCAAGACCGUGACGGAGACGGGACACCGUCACGAGGCACUGGGAGUGCUCACGCAAAUGGCGUCAGCGGCACCGCAGCGCAGCAGGGCGAGAAAGCCGAACCAGCAAAGGGGAAUACGGCGUCGGAGCAGUUGCUGACCACGUCGCGGUCGCAGGAUGAGUUUCUCAUUCAUCCCAUGUUCAUACCACCGGCCGGAGCCAAACCCGAUAGGGACAUGGGCAUUCCGGAAAAUGAGGCGGAAGAUGUUCGACGGCUAUUGGCACUGUAUGUCCAGAAGCAAGAAGAGGUGUGCAGAGGAGCGAGCCGACUGCACCAAGGCUUGCUUCGAGCGCAGAGGCUGCGAAGCGAGGUGCUGCACUGGUCGAAAGCGGAAGCUCAUUGCGGGCCGAACAGGGACUUGUCUGACGGCGAGGAUUGGUACGAUAAGGAGGAAUGGGGUCUGACUGAAGACCUGAAGAAGGGCCAAGACGAGGAGGAAGAAGACACCACGACAACAGGCAAAAAGACGAGGGCUCGUCGAGCUUGA
This is a messenger RNA of Ustilaginoidea virens, 1359 nucleotides long. RefSeq lists its product as uncharacterized. The record is from RefSeq and is a predicted model, not a curated record. Bases 1 to 1359 code for a protein of 452 amino acids. Gene Ontology annotation, biological process: negative regulation of silent mating-type cassette heterochromatin formation; negative regulation of rDNA heterochromatin formation. Gene Ontology annotation, cellular component: cytosol; Rpd3L complex. The transcript is spliced from 4 exons. NCBI's taxonomy places the organism in Eukaryota, Fungi, Ascomycota, Sordariomycetes, Hypocreales, Clavicipitaceae.